AUGCUAGAGUUGGGCACCUUUUCGGGCAGCUCUCAGACCCUCUCUGAUCACAAUGCCCUGGCAGUGCCGCAGCUGGGCCGGGGCGUGUGCGGCGGGAGCGUGCCGCGGUGUUACGUCCUCCAGCCGCAGGAAUCGGAGAGCUGGCACAAGCACCGCGGGGCCCUGGCGGACGCCUCCGGCUCCUGCUCCCUGCUGGAACCCCAGAGCCUCACCGAAAGCCUGCUCUCGCACGCCACCAGCUUCGACACCCUCUACGUGCCCCACAUCCGACCGCCCGGCGCUACCUCCUCCCUGGAGCUGGCCGCGUCUCGCGAAGGCAAUCCGCUGGGACUGGACCCCGACAUGCCAGUCAGCCCGCACGUCAUUAAACGCCGUCGCGGUGGUCUCAUUGAACAACGGGAUAUCAUUAAGGCUCACCAGGCACACAAGAUCCAGAGCACCCCGCAGGCCCGGCGUAAGGAGUGGGAAAUGGCCAGGUUUGGAGACGAUGUCCCCGGCUUGUUGGGAGCUGGGGAUGGGGGUUCGGAGCGGAGUAGGAACCGGGAUGCACCGGCGGUAUCCACAGGUGGAGUUUCACCAGCCUUCAAACAGACCAAAGCGCAGAGAGCCCGCACUAUGGCCCUGUAUAACCCCAUUCCCGUCAGGCAAAAUUGUUUCACCGUCAACAGAUCGCUCUUCAUUUUCGGUGAGGACAACGUCGUUAGGAAGUACGCCAAGAAGAUAAUAGAGUGGCCUCCAUUCGAGUACAUGAUCCUAGCCACCAUCAUCGCUAACUGCAUCGUGCUCGCGCUGGAACAACAUCUGCCUGGCGAGGACAAGACGCCCAUGUCAAAGAGACUGGAAAAAACAGAACCUUAUUUCAUUGGAAUGUUUUGCUUUGAAGCCGGAAUAAAAAUCGUGGCCUUAGGAUUUGUAUUCCAUAAGGGUUCCUACCUGAGGAAUGGCUGGAACGUCAUGGACUUCAUCGUAGUCCUAAGCGGGAUUUUGGCUACGGCAGGGGCUCACAUGAACAUCCCAGUGGACCUGCGGACCCUCAGGGCAGUCCGUGUACUUAGACCACUCAAACUGGUCUCUGGAAUUCCCAGCCUGCAGAUAGUAUUGAAGUCCAUUGUAAAGGCCAUGGUGCCACUGCUUCAGAUCGGGCUGCUCCUGUUCUUUGCCAUCCUCAUGUUUGCCAUCAUAGGCCUGGAGUUCUACAGCGGACGACUACACUGGACCUGUAUACCUGAGAAUGACAAAGUGAAGAAAAUGGCUGACCCGCACCCCUGCGGUGUGAGAUUAUGUCCAAGCAACUACUCCUGCAAUGAGACCUGGAUUGGUCCGAAUGACGGAAUAACGCAGUUUGAUAACAUCCUGUUUGCUGUGCUAACCGUCUUCCAGUGUAUCACUAUGGAGGGCUGGACUACUGUAUUUUAUAAUACCAAUGAUGCUGUAGGCUCCAUGUGGAACUGGCUUUACUUCAUUCCUCUCAUUAUUAUUGGCUCUUUCUUUGUGCUGAACCUGGUCUUGGGAGUCCUAUCAGGGGAGUUCGCCAAGGAGAGAGAGAGAGUGGAAAAUCGACGGGCUUUUAUGAAGCUGAGGAGACAGCAGCAGAUUGAGAGGGAGCUGAAUGGCUAUCGAGCCUGGAUAGACAGGGCAGAAGAGGUGAUGCUGGCAGAAGAGAACAAGAAUUCUGGACCAUCUGCUUUGGAUGUAUUAAAGAGAGCCACGAUUAAGAGGAGAGGAGUGGACGCCAUCCACAGAGGUCCGGGAGAAGAUCAAUAUGCUGAUAUUUCCUCUGUGGGUAUGCCUUUAAACAGAACCAGCAUUCGUAGUGUAAAAAGAGGACCCACUGCUUACUUCCGUCGCAAGGAGCGCAUGUUGCGUAUCUCCAUCCGUCGCAUGGUGAAGACGCAUACUUUUUACUGGACUGUCCUCGGCCUUGUGGCCCUCAACACCAUCUGUGUGGCCAUCGUACACCACAAACAGUCCCCCUGGCUCUCCAAUUUCCUCUACUAUGCAGAAUUUCUUUUUCUGGGGCUGUUUCUCACUGAGAUGUUUCUGAAGAUGUACAGUUUAGGACCCAGGAACUACUUCCACUCCUCAUUCAACUGCUUUGACUGUGGGGUGAUUGUGGGUAGUAUUUUUGAGGUAGUUUGGGGGUUCUUCAGACCUGGUAUGUCCUUUGGGAUCAGCGUCCUGAGAGCUCUGCGUUUGCUGAGAAUCUUCAAAAUUACCAAGUACUGGGCAUCACUUAGAAACCUCGUGGUGUCUCUGAUGAACUCUAUGAAAUCCAUUAUCAGCUUGUUGUUCCUGCUUUUUCUCUUCAUUGUGGUUUUUGCACUCCUGGGAAUGCAGCUCUUUGGUGGCAGGUUCAUCUUUGAUGAUUACACCCCCACCAACUUUGAUACCUUUCCAGCUGCCAUUAUGACAGUGUUUCAGAUCCUGACGGGUGAAGACUGGAACGAGGUGAUGUACAAUGGUAUACGCUCACAGGGAGGAGUCAAUUCAGGAAUGUGGUCAUCCAUUUACUUCAUUGUCCUCACUCUGUUUGGAAACUACACGCUACUCAACGUCUUUUUGGCUAUUGCUGUUGAUAAUUUGGCCAAUGCUCAGGAACUCACUAAGGAUGAAGAAGAAGAAGAGGAGGCAUUCAAUCAGAAACAUGCCCUCCAGAAAGCCAAAGAGGUUGGCCCCAUGUCUUCCUUCAUGUCAUCAGACAGGAGGAGACGGCCUUACCUGUACAGAAAACGGGCAAUUCACAGGAGCCGGCCUGCCUACUCUCUGGAGGAGAGCUUCCCUGAAGGAUCAAAUGCUCCACCACUCAAUGCCUCUAACUCUUUCAUGUCCAGGAGAGAGAGGAGGAGACGUAUGACCAUGUCUGUGUGGGAGCAGAGAACCAGCCAGCUGCGCCGGCACCGCCAGAUGUCCAGCCGAGAGAUUCUCUUCAGCAGCCCUAGCGAGGAUCAUGACGGCCCCCCUGGCUGUCACCACCACCGAAAAUCUGGACUCUCCCCAGCAGACAGCGUGCGAUGCAAACCCGAGACGACCAUACCCGCGGAGCCGACGAUGCCUAUGGACAUGCCUGUGGAGAAUCAGCAGUCCCUGUCUGUUCCAGAUCCCUCUUUAGCGACGGCUUUACCUGAGACUCCCAUGCCGAUGGAUAUGCCUCUACCGGAGCCGCCAGUGGCCCUGAAUCUGCCCAUACCGGAGCCGCCAGAAUCAAAGCCCGUAUCCGAGAGUUCGCUUGGCAUCAACAACCAUUACCACCUGCCUCUGAACGGCAGACGGAGUCCCAGACUCAAUGGUGAUAGGAGGCAGCGAGCAGUCAGAAAACACAGACCCCCUGCUGGGGAUAUACUGACCCCUAACAUGGGGCCCAGGCCAAGGAGGUCACGUAAUCCUGAGCAAAACGCAGACACACAAGGCAAAGACCUAUCGCAGGCUGACUCGGAUCAGUCUGCCAAUCAAGAACAGAGAGAAGGGCAAGAGGAGAGCAAGAAUGAAUCAGAGAUGAACACGGAGAGCAAAACGCCUGAGCAGAGGUGAUUCAAAGAGCCCCAGGACGCAGAACCUGCCACCUUACAACUACCUGAUGUCACAGCUCAGGACCCUCCAGAGGCCACCAGGGGUUUCUCUGAGGCAGAGACCAACAAAUCUGCCUCUCUAAAGGAGGACAGGUCUCCCCUGAGCACCAGCAUCGUGAUUGAGGUGACAGGCAUUCAGCCUUCACUGGAGCUUUCCUCCAUCACAGGUAACAGCAAAGACAUUGAGGCGUCCAAAUCAGAAAAGGAAGAAGAGGAGACCACGGUCCCUACCAAUGUUCCACCACCUAAUAGCAUGUUCAUCUUCAAACCCAAUAACCCGAUCCGCAGGGCCUGUCACUAUAUUGUCAACCUGCGUUAUUUUGAGAUGUCCAUCCUUCUGGUGAUCGCUGCUAGCAGCAUCGCUUUGGCCGCUGAAGACCCAGUGGUCACCCAAUCUGAGCGGAACAAAGUGCUACGCUAUUUUGACUACGUGUUCACAGGAGUUUUCACAUUUGAAAUGAUCAUUAAGAUGAUUGAACAAGGCUUGAUCCUCCAUGAUGGCUCCUACUUUCGUGACCUGUGGAAUAUUUUGGAUUUCAUCGUUGUGGUCGGGGCUCUGAUUGCUUUUGCUCUCACAAAUGUCAUGGGGAAUAAUAAAGGAAGAGAUAUUAAAACCAUAAAGUCUCUGAGAGUCCUACGAGUACUGAGACCACUGAAGACCAUAAAAAGACUUCCAAAACUGAAGGCGGUUUUUGACUGCGUAGUCACAUCGCUCAAGAACGUAUUCAACAUCCUCAUUGUCUACAAGCUCUUCAUGUUCAUCUUUGCGGUCAUUGCUGUACAGCUGUUUAAAGGGAAGUUUUUCUACUGCACAGAUAGCUCCAAAGACACAGAGAAGGAGUGCCAAGGUUAUUACAUCGACUACGAGAAAGACAAGAAGGAGAUGAAGAGGAGAGAGUGGAGGAGACAUGACUUUCAUUAUGACAACAUCGUCUGGGCUUUGCUCACACUCUUCACUGUGUCCACAGGAGAAGGGUGGCCACAAGUUCUUCAGCACUCAGUGGAUGUGACCGAAGAGGACCGGGGUCCCAGCCGAGGGAACAGAAUGGAGAUGUCUAUCUUUUAUGUUGUCUAUUUUGUUGUUUUUCCUUUCUUUUUUGUAAACAUCUUUGUGGCCCUCAUCAUCAUUACCUUUCAAGAGCAAGGGGACAAAAUGAUGGAAGAGUGCAGCUUGGAGAAGAAUGAGAGGGCCUGCAUUGAUUUUGCCAUCAGUGCUAAACCGCUAACACGCUACAUGCCCCAAAACAGACAAACCUUUCAGUAUCGCCUGUGGCAUUUUGUGGUUUCUCCUUCAUUUGAAUACACUGUAUUGGCCAUGAUAGCCCUCAACACCAUUGUCCUCAUGAUGAAGUACUAUUCUGCCCCUCCAGCGUAUGACGCAGUACUGAAGCACCUAAACACAGCAUUCACGGUGCUAUUCUCUGUGGAGUGUGUCCUCAAGAUCUUAGCCUUUGGCUUUUUGAAUUACUUCCGGGACACGUGGAAUAUAUUCGACUUCAUCACUGUUCUCGGUAGUAUCACUGAGAUAGUGGUUGACCUGCAGUCAGGCAAUAUCAACAUGAGCUUCCUAAAGCUUUUCCGGGCCGCUCGUCUCAUUAAGCUCCUCAGACAGGGCUACACCAUACGUAUCCUCCUCUGGACCUUUGUCCAGUCCUUUAAGGCCCUUCCAUAUGUGUGUCUACUCAUUGCAAUGCUGUUCUUCAUUUAUGCAAUCAUUGGGAUGCAGGUUUUUGGAAACAUUAAGCUGAAUGAAGAGAGCCACAUCAAUGAACAUAACAACUUCAGAACUUUCUUGGGUGCUCUGAUGCUGCUGUUCAGGAGUGCCACAGGAGAGUCGUGGCAGGAGAUCAUGUUGUCGUGUCUGGGAGGACAGGAGUGUGAACACGACCCUUCUCAAGGGGAGAUCCCUGAAGACUGCGGCACUGACUUUGCCUAUUUCUACUUUGUCUCCUUCAUCUUCUUCAGCUCCUUCCUGAUGCUGAAUCUGUUUGUGGCCGUGAUCAUGGAUAACUUCGAGUACCUCACUCGGGAUUCCUCCAUUCUGGGUCCUCACCACCUGGACGAGUUCGUCCGCAUCUGGGGCGAGUAUGACCGUGCCGCAUGUGGCCGUAUUCAUUACACUGAUAUGUACGAGAUGCUGACGCACAUGUCGCCCCCUCUUGGUCUCGGCAAGAAAUGCCCCUCCAAAGUGGCUUAUAAGAGGUUGGUGUUAAUGAACAUGCCGGUGGAUGAUGAGAUGUCGGUCCACUUCACCUCCACCCUCAUGGCUCUGAUCCGCACCGCCCUGGAAAUCAAAAUAGCCAGAGGUGGUGAGGACAGAGGGCAGAUGGACAUUGAGCUGCAGAAGGAGAUCAGUGUCAUUUGGCCUCACCUCUCUCAGAAAACACUGGACCUACUUGUGCCCAUCCACAAAGCCAGCGACAUGACUAUUGGGAAGAUCUAUGCUGCUAUGAUGAUCAUGGACUAUUACAAACAGAGCAAAGCCAAGAAACUCAGACAGCAGUUGGAGGAACAGAAACACGCUCCGAUGUUCCAGCGCAUGGACGCCUCCUCCCUUCCGCAGGACAUCCUCAGCAGUGCCAAAGCUUUACCCUUCCUACCCCACAGUGCUGGAUCUGCCCUGACAAGAGGAGGUUUCGUUGCUCUGAGUCCCAUCUCUCCUCAGGAGCUCUUUAUGCAGCCUAGGACACAAGACAGCGUGGAGCCAAAGGAUGACUUCCAGCCUCGCUACCGGCCGCAUCAUCUCCACACCAUGGUCCCGGAGCACAAAGAAUUUAAUCGGGUCCUUUGCCCCACUAACAGGCAGGCUGGCCCGCUCGAGGUGCCAGGGAGGGCCGUGUCUAUCCGAGCCUCCUCUAUGCCUCGUCUGGCCAUAGAGCCACAGAUGAGCACAGAGGGCAAGUUAAUGAAGCGAUCUUUCUCCACCAUUGGGGAUCAGUGUGUGAAUGGUGUUUGGCAAGAGGAGUUCUCCCUAGAGAGGGUCAGCCCUGACCGGCUCCAGAGAUCUCGACAAAGAAGCUACAGAGGUGUCAGGUCUAACCACAGAGAGCAGAUAGACAGGGAGAGAGGUCGGUCUAAAGAACGGCGCCACCUGUUGUCACCUGAUGUAUCACGCUGUAACUCCGAGGAGCGUAGCCAGCACCAGUCGCAGGAGCGUGGGCAGUCUCGCUCACCCAGCGAGGGUCGGACACACACCCCGCAAAGACAGGGCAACAAUACGGGGAGUCCAGUCCCAUCCACAUCUGAGUCCAGCACCCCACGAGGUCGUCGCCAACUCCCACAAACCCCUUCGCGACCCCGCCCGCACAUCUCGUACUCCCCUUUAGUUUGCCGCGCCCACGCGUCUCCGCCGGAAGCAGGGGAAGGCCGUCCACGGACCCAGACGACGGGAGAGGGGGAGGAGCCUUCCUGGGAGGAGGAGAGACCAUCUCUGGGUUCAGGGCAAGGGGCAGGUGUUAGCCACUCCUCUCCUCAUCGCUACAUCUCAGAGCCUUACCUGCCCUUGCACGAGGAAAUCAACAGCCCGGACUCCACCGGUCAGGAGGAGACUCUCACCUUUGAGGCCGCCAUGGCAACCAGCCUGGGACGGGCCAACACCAUCAGCUCUGCGCCGCAGCUGCGACACAACUGGCAGGUUCCGAACGGGCAUUUCCGGAAGCGGCUGGCCCAGGCCUCCUCCGUGUCGGGCUGCGAGCUCUUGAGUGACACUGACGAAGAUGACCGCUGUUAG
Messenger RNA from Chanos chanos (milkfish), 7296 nucleotides. RefSeq names its product calcium channel, voltage-dependent, R type, alpha 1E subunit a (gene cacna1ea). The transcript has 48 exons. Gene Ontology annotation, biological process: chemical synaptic transmission; calcium ion import across plasma membrane. The record is from RefSeq and is a predicted model, not a curated record. Gene Ontology annotation, molecular function: high voltage-gated calcium channel activity. Lineage: Eukaryota; Metazoa; Chordata; Actinopteri; Gonorynchiformes; Chanidae. Gene Ontology annotation, cellular component: membrane; voltage-gated calcium channel complex; neuronal cell body.